GCCCCUGCCCGCAGUCUCCUGCCCCAGCCACAGCCCCAGCUCGGCGAGUGUCCGGAUCCGCCGCCCGCACGCCGCGCGCUGCAGCUGCCCCAGCCCAGCCGACGGUCGCCGGCGCCCUUGCCCUUGGAACGCGCCCCCAGCGCCCCGGGAUCGUUCCAGCGGCUCCGCGCGCCCCUCGCGCCCCGGGAACGUUCCGGCGGCCGCCGCUGCCUCCCCGGAGCGCCAGCCCGCGCGCCCCGCUCGCCGCUCCCCGGCACUCUCGGGGGGCCCGCCCGCCCUGCACCCUGGAGCACCGGGCCUCGAGCCUCUGCCAGCUCCUCUGGAUCCUCGCGGCCGUAGGUAGCGGCUGCCGUGCCUCUCCGCCCGAGGCAGGACCCUCACUGCUGCAUUUGCCCGGUAACUCUGGCUGUGCCGUCCAGCCCUUGGGUAAGACGGGCAUCCCGGGAACAUGGCAGAGGAAGACCUCAUCUUCCGCCUGGAAGGCGUGGAUGGCGGCCCGACCUCCCGGGCUGGUGAUUCAGAUGCAGACAGCGAUGGUGAGGACGGUUACUUCAUCUGCCCCAUCACUGAGGACCCGGGGGCACACCAGAAUGUUAAUUCCAAGGUUAAUAACUACUACAGCAACCUAGCCAAAAGCGAGAGCUACGGCUCCAGCGGGUCCCCGGCCAUCUCCUUCCAUUUCAAGGAAGCUUGGAAGCAUGCAAUCGAGAAGGCCAAGCACAUGCCUGACCCCUGGGCCGAGUUCCACCUGGAGGACAUUGCCACGGAAUGCGCCACGCGUCACAGGUACAACGCUGUCACCGGGGAGUGGCUGGAGGAUGAAAUUGUGAUCAAGAUGGCGUCUCAGCCCUUCGGCCGGGGAGCAAUGAGGGAGUGCUUCAGGACGAAGAAGCUCUCCAACUUCCUGCACACUCAGCAGUGGAAGGGGGCCUCCAACUACGUGGCAAAGCGCUACAUCGAGUCCGUGGACAGGGACGUGUACUUUGAGGACGUGCGUCUGCAGAUGGAAGCCAAGCUCUGGGGAGAGGAGUAUAAUCGGCACAAGCCCCCUAAGCAGGUGGACAUCAUGCAGAUGUGCGUCAUAGAGCUGAAGGAAAGGCUGGGCCGGCCCAUCUUCCACCUAGAGCACUACAUCGAGGGCAAGUACAUCAAGUACAACUCCAACUCAGGCUUCGUCCGCGAUGACAACAUGCGCCUGACACCGCAGGCCUUCAGCCACUUCACUUUUGAGCGUUCCGGCCACCAGCUGAUUGUGGUGGACGUCCAGGGUGUGGGUGACCUCUACACCGACCCACAGAUCCACACCGAGAGGGGCACUGACUUUGGAGAUGGCAACCUAGGUGUCCGUGGGAUGGCUCUCUUCUUCCACUCUCAUGCCUGCAACCAGAUUUGCAAGAGCAUGGGCCUCGCUCCUUUCGACCUCUCCCCAAGAGAGAGGGAUGCGGUGACUCAGAACACCAAGCUACUGCAAUCAGCCCAGACCAUCUUGAGGGGGACAGAGGAAAAGUGCGGGAGCCCCCGGGUGAGGACCCUCUCGGGGAGCCGGCCCCCCCUGCUCCUUCGCCUCUCAGAGAACUCUGGAGAUGAGAACAUGAGUGACAUAACCUUUGACUCUCUACCUUCCUCGCCAUCUUCUGCCACGCCGCACAGCCAGAAACUGGACCACCUUCAUUGGCCUGUGUUCAGCGACCUCGAUAACGUGGCACCCCGAGACCACGACCCUCUGGACAACCACCGGGACUCUGAGAACAGUGGAGACAGCGGAUACCCCAGUGAGAAGCGGGGUGAGCUGGACGACCCAGAGCCCCGAGAACAUGGCCACUCAAACAGUAACCGGAGGUACGAGUCGGACGAAGACAGCCUGGGCAGCUCCGGACAGGUCUGUGUGGAGAAGUGGAAUCUCCUCAACUCCUCUCGUCUCCACCUGCCGAGGCCUUCAGCCGUGGCCCUGGAAGUGCAGAGGCUCAACGCUCUGGACCUUGAGAAGAGAAUCGGGAAGUCCAUUUUGGGGAAGGUCCAUCUGGCCAUGGUGCGCUACCAUGAGGGCGGGCGCUUCUGCGAGAAGGACGAGGAGUGGGACCGGGAGUCGGCGAUCUUCCACCUGGAGCACGCGGCCGACCUGGGCGAGCUGGAGGCCAUCGUGGGCCUGGGACUCAUGUACUCGCAGCUGCCCCACCACAUCCUGGCGGACGUCUCUCUGAAGGAGACAGAAGAGAAUAAAACCAAAGGAUUUGAUUACUUACUGAAGGCAGCUGAAGCUGGCGACAGACAGUCCAUGAUCCUGGUGGCACGAGCCUUUGACACUGGCCAGAACCUCAGCCCAGACAGGUCCCAAAGCUGGCAAGAGGCUCUACUCUGGUACAACACUGCCCUGGAGACAACUGACUGUGAUGAAGGUGGGGAGUAUGAUGGGAUGCAAGAUGAGCCCCGGUAUCUGCUUCUGGCCAGGGAGGCAGAGAUGCUGUUCACAGGCGGCUGCGGGCUGGAGAAGAACCCGCAGAGAUCAGGCGACUUGUACACCAAGGCAGCCGAGGCAGCAAUGGAAGCCAUGAAGGGCCGGCUGGCCAACCAGUACUACGAGAAAGCCGAGGAGGCCUGGGCACAGAUGGAAGAAUAACUUGCUGGACAAAUCACUGCCAGCCAGUCCCAAGCUAAAGGGCUAGGAGUGGGGGAAAGAAAAAGACUUCUUUACUUAUUUAGCGUUGUUUUGGGGCCGGAGGAGGCAAAUAUUUUUAGCGUGUUGUAAAUCUACUUUUGUAUUUUAUUGUUGACUCUUGAAAAUGUCUUUGCUACCAGUGGAGACACUGCAGCUGUCCCCUAGGGCAGCAUUUUGGGGGAGGGGGAUUGAAAAAGCAGCCUAAUGAACCAACAUAUCUCUUUGAGGUUCUUCUUCUAUGUUUUGUUGUUGUUAUUGUUGUUUUUUGUCAUGAGAUGUAAGAAAAUGUAUCUUUUCUCCCCUGGAUGGAAAAUACUAAGGCUUUGCUCAUCAGCCUUUUCAGGCUGGGCUGAAAUCUCAGGCCCACAGAGCCUGUGUUUCCUGAGUCAGGAUGCGAUGGGGUACAGUAGAGCUGCACAUUAACUUUCCAUGGGGUGUGUAGUGUCAUGACUUAGUGCAAAGCCUUCUUUCUCAGAGCAUUUGGAAGUGUGCUGGCAUUUUUUGGUGGAUAUGAGACUGUACAUCACCCAGGCCCCCUUCUGUCAUGGGGGAGGACCCGCACACUCUUUUCUUUUUGGGGGGGAUCUUAGUUCCCCAACCAGGAAUUGAACCCGGGCCCUCAGCAGUGAAAGUGCCGUGUCCUAACCACAGGCCUGCCAGGGAAUUCCCAUGUUUUCUAAUCUUUUAGUUUAAUGUCCUUCCUGAAAUGCAGCUUAUUUUCUGGAAUACAGCCAAAUUCCAUUCUGAAGCAUGCUGUCUACAGUGGGCUUUACAAAACAGGUUUGAUUUCUAUAUGCACACUUUUACUACCUCUAACUCCUCCAUCAGCUACUGUGCACCUUUUUGGGCGCACCUCAGAGCUUUUACAUGUAAGGACAGUGGCUUGGAAAGUUGGAGCCUGUCCUCCAAGCGGACAUGCACCCUGCAUCUCAAUGGCAGCAUCCACAAUAUACUGAAGUACCCUUGGUACCGUAUUCCUCCGUAUUUUCUUAGCACCUGGUGUUCUUAUGAAGAAUCUGCUCCCCAACCCCUGUCCUUGGCAUUUUCUGCUUGAAGCUUGGUGAUUUUCUUGUUAUUUGCAGCAGGAUGCUUUCAGCAGCAGUCCCUUGAGAUUUGUCUAAGCUGUUGGAGAAUGAAAGGGCAAGAACUGUAAACACUCAUUAAUUCCAGUGGUUUCCCCAGGGCCAGGCUAUGGCUAUCUGUAUUUAAUGAGCAUUCUCUUUAGAAGGAAUUCAGAUUUAACACCAGUUUGAUUUUAGUUGGUGUUUCAAAUAGCAAAGAAAACAGACUGCUUUGAUCAACCCCAAGUGCUAAAGCAGCCUCUCUUCCUUUGUUUAAAAAUGAAAACAUAAAAAAAACAGAGUGUAACAUACAAACCAUUCUUUUUUUUUUUUUUGGCCGCACCACUCGGCUUGUGGGAACUUAGUUCCCCAACCAGGGAUUGAAUCCGGUUCCUCCUGCAGUGGAAGCUCAGGGUCCUAACCACUGGACCUCCAGGGAAUUUCCAUACAAACCAUUCUUACCUGUUCAUUGAGACAGGUCCUUUAGCAUGUUAGUGUUAAGUACUGUGAAGUCAUGACCCUGUGCAUGCAUUAGGUUCCAAAGUUCAGUGUGUGCCCUAAAGGAAAAAUCAAGCAGAGUCAAAAUUACCCUUGAAAAAUCCUUUAGAGCACCUAUAAAUGACAGUAUCCCUGUUUUUGUAUUUGGACUCAUCACAACCAGUUUCCUUUAGAAGUUGGAACUGAUCACCCUUUUUCUGUUUGCACAGAUCAAGUAGUUGGCUUGUCUUAAGUUGUUUGCGUGUUUUAAACCAGUGCAUGUAGUUAAUUUGCAUUUGUUAAAUGUAAGUUAGGAGCAACUUUAUUUUGACUUAUCUCUUCAAAGGUGUCAAGCCUCAUAAAAUUCAUGCUUUUGUUAGUUCAACCAGCCUCCUUGCUCUUUGAGAUUUUAUUAUGCAAAUCAUUUAUGUUCCCUGACUACCUGUCUCAUUUCUUAGUUAUAUGUCAGUGCUUUCCUCUAACACAGGGAUCGACAACUUUUUUGUAAAGGGCCAGAUAGUAAAUAUUUUAGGCUUUGUGGGUCAUAUGGUCUCUGUUGCAACUACUUAGCCCUGCUGUUGUAGUGCAGAAACAUCGGUGACCGAUACCUAAACGAAUGAGCAUGGCUGGCGUUCCAAUAAAACUUUAUUGACAAAACAGCCUGCCUGGGCUAGAGUUUGCCAACCCCUGCUCUAAUCCUGACUUAAGAGCAACUAUAUUAAACCCUGAGGGCAAGAGUCAUCUCAAUUUUUAUUUUGGUCUCCAGUGCUUAAAAACAGUGCCUUAGCACAGAGUAGACACUCAGUAAAUUCAUGAACAAUGGAGAUCCAGCCCUAGUCACAGCACUCACUCUUUGUGGCUCUGGUUCCUCCAACCAGUUAAUGAUUCCUUGUCUGGAUUGGCUUGAACAGUCACCCCUGUAAUUCCACCCGCUCACAUGGCCUUAAUGUCAGGGCAGUCCCCUUCUCCUGCAGGAGGCUGGGAUAGCUAGGCAAAUGCUUCUUUAAGGACCAUUGAGAGCAAAAUGAUCUGCAAAAUACUGAGAUCCUUCUGAGCCAGCAGAACUUAUUCCACUUUCAAAAGCUAGUUCUGUGCCUUCUAAAGCUGGUUAGGGCAUCUUUUUCCACAAAUGCUAGACAUGCCAAAAAAAAAAAAAAAAAGCAAAAAGCAAAAAAACCCCAGGACAUUCCAGCCCAACUGGGGAGACAUCAGAAACUUUUCAGGUGCAAGAAACAGGGGAAGGUCCAGGAGAUUAGCAGAGUUGGAGAUGUAAUUUGCAUCUUCAAUCACAGAUGGAGAAUCCAAGGUCCUGAAAGGUAGACUCUUUCCAAGUACCCUGCUGGUUAGAGGCUAAGCUGGAGCUAGGAUUUGAGAGCUGCUUUUAUUUAGAGGAUCCUGGGAAUAAAAUUUAAAGUUAAACUGGAGUGUAAUGUCUCUUUCAGUUUUGCUGCAGGUUGAGAAAGAAAAAAAGCAGGCUUUAUGGAUGUAAGUAGGAAAAAAUCCCUAACCCCUGUGCACCUGGAUAUCCUUAUCCCCUCCUCCUCACCUGAGGCCCUGUGGGAAUUUAUCAUCAAAUGCAACCUUGAUGAACCAAGCCAGGUAAAUUAGUGUUGUUGCUGUUUUAGUGACUUCAUUUCCUUUCGUCCCAGCACAUUUGUCUGCAGUACUAGACAUGUUUUAGAAAUCAACAAAUGUUUACACAAGUAUAUGCAGCUUGUGUGGGGGAAAGGAGAUAAAAUAUGCAUAUUCUCUGCAUUUGUGCCUGUUACUCACUUUUCUAAUCUCUGCGGUACCCCUUUAACCUAGACAAGGUGGACACUGGGUAGACCCAGAGAAGUGGCUUGCAUUAUAGAUUUAUUUUUGAAUAUAUAUUAAGUUCCAUUUUGCCUUUCUUUCUUGGUUUCUUUCUUUCUGGUCUCAAAUUCAAAUGUCUCCUGGUAACACAUGAGUGAAGUAGCUGGGUGGAGGUGGGGUGAAUUGGAGGGCUCAGCCCCACCUGAAAGAGGCAGUCCAGAUUCAACUCCGAAUGGUUGUCCCCAUGGGGAGUGUGGGCCCAGUGUUGCCCCAUUUUCCAAUUUUUCAAGCUGCUGAAAAUUGGAUUUUUUUAUGCAAGGUUUCUUGAUUUUUAACAUUUCUAAUAAAUUCUUAUAAAACAAAAACUUCUAGAUUUGGCACAUACAUUUUCUGUUUGCUGUAAAUAAAGGAUGUGUACCUCUU
Messenger RNA from Balaenoptera ricei (Rice's whale), 6411 nucleotides. RefSeq names its product eukaryotic elongation factor 2 kinase (gene EEF2K). Bases 449 to 2617 code for a protein of 722 amino acids. The transcript has 18 exons. Gene Ontology annotation, biological process: protein phosphorylation. Gene Ontology annotation, molecular function: elongation factor-2 kinase activity; calcium ion binding; ATP binding. Lineage: Eukaryota; Metazoa; Chordata; Mammalia; Artiodactyla; Balaenopteridae. The record is from RefSeq and is a predicted model, not a curated record.